Messenger RNA from Lingula anatina, 2152 nucleotides. RefSeq lists its product as uncharacterized. The record is from RefSeq and is a predicted model, not a curated record. NCBI's taxonomy places the organism in Eukaryota, Metazoa, Brachiopoda, Lingulata, Lingulida, Lingulidae.
AUUUACAGAGAAUUCGUUUUCCUCCCAGGAACGUCUCGCUCCCCACAAGCAGAGGAUAGCCCAGGCUUGUGGCUCGAGCUGGAGAGAAACUUAAGGGCCUAUACUGAGGGAGAAUUAAAGGUCCUGGUUUUGGGUUUGAUAGAUGUGACAGCGUUUCAGAGAUACAAAGUUUGACACUCGACUUUCGUUUGCACGUGCGGGAAUAAGGUUUCUUCCUCUGAACAGCGGUAGCUUUUGGAAAACAAAUCUUCUCCGGCGUGCGUGCCAGUGGUGUUGUAAACAAGAAUCUCUGCGCUGUUCUUCAGUUGCCUCCUGACUGGCCACAGCAAGCGGAGCAAGGGUCUGACGGAUAACGCCAUUGGUAAACUAUUUCAGCAAUGCCUAGCAAGCCGGAGGGCGCGCAGUGGAUUUUCAACCAAGAAUCCAAGGAGCCCUACUGUCCUGGGUAUCUUGAUAGAUAUGGCGUGUGGAACAACGGGUUCUCAUGCCCCGAGCUGGACCCCGAGCCAGAGAAGUACUGCUGUGGUUCCCAGCAAGCACGCUAUUGCUGCCCACCGCCCAGCGAGGCGCCGCAGCCAGAAGGAUUUGAUUUACUGGAAAAUAUACCCGUAUUGGCCAGUAUAAUUGCUGGAGGUGUUCUCAUUGUUAUUGUCAUGACGCUCAUCUUCUGUUACUGGUGCAGUUGUUGCUAUAUACACAAGAAACACAGGAACAAGAAAGAUACUGCUCGUAGGAAUAGACUCGGUUGUACGGUGGAUCCCAGAUACCCAGCCUGCCAGUACUGUGGAGUACAACACCAUCCGUUCCAGUAUGUGUGUGACGCCCCGCCCCCGUAUUGUUCACAUCCGGGUAGCACUGUCAACUUGUAUAAAGACAAGGAUCCCAAUUUGAAUGGCAGUUGCACAGUGUUCAAGAACGAAAAAUUCUUUGAGGUAAUCAAGGAAGAUCCCGCUCCAAAUGGUCCAUCAACAUCUCGGGCAAGGUCUCCUCCCAUUGUCAGGGAGGGGAGACAGGCAGCGGAAAAAAUAUCGUAUUCCCCGGAAUUGACCCCUCUGCCCCUCAAUUUGUCUUUUUCGUCAUUCAUGCAGUCUUGGCCGGUAGGUGACGCCUCCCGCUCUACGUCACCGCUGCACACAGGGCAAAAUAACACUCCGAUGCCUUCAACAUUAUUCCCAUGGGUUCAGAGCAACUGCACUGAGGAUAGAAAGAAUAUAUUCUCAAGUGCGUGUUCCACAACUACGAUGACCUCAUCCUUUGAAUCGAAAGAAUCCCGAAGUUGGAUGACAUCACCACUAGAUUCUCUGACGUCACCGAUAGAUUCGUUGACGUCACCUCGGAAUUCAGAAAUAUUAAUGACUUCAUCACCUGCUAGUUCACAUGUAGAUAUUUAUCUCUCAGACGCUGCUUCGCCAAUAGCUAGAGAUUAUUCCUUUACCUCAUCUGAUUUUACAAGCUAUUCAACUCUCAGCCCGUCUUCGGACUAUUGCGCUGCAUGUAAUAUAUGCAGCAAGACUGAUCAUAAGAGAAUACCACCGAAACAUAGGAUUGAGACAGAGUACGUAACUUGUCUCUAAAAACAACACCAUGGAGAGACCUAUGAAAAAAAAAACGCUCUACCUGUAUGUUCUUGGAGUAAUUUAUUGCCUUCCUUGUUGAACAUCGAAAGCGUGCAGGGUCAAUGCCAUGUGGUCUGGAACCUCGCAAAUUUGGCAAUAAAUAAAAAAUUACAAACAGGCUGGUGUGCCGUCAGUGCACACUUGUAUUUUAAAAAGCCCGAAGUUUAUUAACGUGUAAAUAGAGCAUUUAGUAUUUACUAUGUUUUUUUGUGAUUGUCAUUAGGAUUGUGGUGUCACUGUCUCAAGAGUUUGUUAAUUAAACAUUACGUCAACUUACAGUACUUGUCACGCGAGUCUCAUGUACAUAUUAUUAAUCUCAUUAAUUAAUAUUGAGUAUGUUUAUCGUUUUAAUACGAUAACAAUGCACAUGUUUGAAAACACCACACAUUUUCUACUGUAUAUACUUCAAGAACUUCGCCAUCUAACGUCUUGCAAUAUUCAUUAUGAUCUUUGUAUUCACAAGAACUCUAUUCACUAUAACAUUUAUUGUAAACAUAUCCAAUUAAGGACCUCAAUCCUGUCCUCUGCAAUAAAUA